CGUCAUUUGUAUUGUUCCAAAUUUUCUUUCAAUAUGUCGACGAUCUCGUCGCCGACGACUAAUCUUGGCGAAGCUGUACCGCCACUGUGGAGAUCAUGUCGCCUCGCAUUCACAGCAUGUGCAUUUUGUGCAACAAUGAAUUUGAUGUUUGUGAAAUUAAGUAUCAAUUUCGCUAUUGUUUGCAUGAAUCUGAAGAAAACUGAUGCGAAUAGCUCAUCGGAAGUCAGUUUCGAUUGGGAAAAAGAAACCGUUGGACAUAUACUGUCGGCAUUUUUCUACGGAUAUCUAUUGACAUUACUGCUGGGUGGGUGGUUGGCUCAAUAUUUAUCCGCCAGAACAUGUUUCAUAGUUGGUAAUGCAGUGGCAGCUGUUCUAAAUUUUCUUAUACCCGUGUCAGCAUACGCUGGUCCGUGGUAUUUAUAUGCCGUUCGAUUUCUUCAAGGAACAUUUUUGGGAAUCAUGUUGCCAUCAAUACAAUUGAUUUUCUCUACGUGGUCACAUUCAGAUGAAAGAACAAAAUUGGUUUCGUUAAGCUCGAUGGGCUACACCGUUGCUCUAAUACUGGUGAAUCCCAUCACGAGCCUAUUUUGCUAUUUAAGUCCAGCAAUGGGAUGGUCCUAUAUCUUUUACUUUACAGGAGUACUAAUGGUGGCUUCUGCUGUUGCAUAUUAUUUUGUCGUGUUUGACACUGUACAUCAGCAUCCAAGAAUAUCAGCACGAGAAAAAGAAUACAUUUUGUCCGGAAUAGGUGCUCAACAUGAAAAGAAAGCGAUACCAUACAAGAGCAUUUUGUCCAGCGUUCCUGUAUAUGCGUACUACAUCACUCAUUUUUGUCAAGUUUUCGGUUACGCAGCGCUAUCGACAUCAUUGCCAUUCUUUAACAAAGAAGCGUUGGGUCUUAAUGUUAUAGAGAAUGGACUUAUAUCGGCCAUACCAGCAGUUCUAUCAACGAUAACCCGAUUUACAAUCGGCAUUUCCUUUAAACCAGUGCACUCACUUACGAAACUGUCGCUGACAAAAUUUCGAAAAGUUACUCAUGUUCUGGGCACAUUAAUUCCGGCAGCGUUUUUCUUGGUUGUAACGUUGAUACCCGAUAAUAAGAUAACCAUUCUCGUCUUACUAUGCGUGUCGAUUAGCAUUUGCGAUCUUGGCUAUUGUGGCUCGUAUUUUCCAUCACUAAUCGACAUUGCACCGAACUACACAGGAUUUUUAAGUGGCAUUGGUACUGCAGUUGCUAAUUUACCAUUUAUUGUUGUCGCCGAAAUUUUGGGAAAUUCAAUCAAAGAGGGCACCCUUGAGCAAUUCAAAAUUUUGUGGUACUCUUGCUCUGGUACGUACAUUGUCGGAUGCAUUGUGUAUGUUUCAUUUGGUACAUCAAUUCGACAAAAUUGGGGCUGAGUGACGAUUUCGAGGAAUAUUUGUUUUUUUUAUGAUUCAGUUUAUUGAGCUCAAUUGGAACACUUUGGCAAUAAAUUUUGUUCGUUGUAUAUGCAAAGAGCAAA
This is a messenger RNA of Bradysia coprophila, 1502 nucleotides long. Its product is annotated as sialin-like. Gene Ontology annotation, molecular function: transmembrane transporter activity. Gene Ontology annotation, biological process: monoatomic anion transport; transmembrane transport. The record is from RefSeq and is a predicted model, not a curated record. Lineage: Eukaryota; Metazoa; Arthropoda; Insecta; Diptera; Sciaridae. Gene Ontology annotation, cellular component: membrane.